AUGCUGGUUUGGAAACUGAUGGGUGGCGUGAAGAAGCUGUGCACUGCAACCAGACCAACCGUGGCGCUACUCGAGGUCCACCAGUUGCUGUUCCAGCGGCUGGCGUUCAAGAUCGCCCAGGACUUCAAGACCGACCUGCACUCCCAGAGCUCAGCCGCCAGGGCACUGCAGGAGGUGUGGGAGGCCUACCUGGUGGGGCUCUUCGAGGACACCAACCUCUGCGCAUUCCCCGCCAAGUGCGUCACCAUUAUGCCCAAGGACAUCCAGCUGGCAUGUCACAUCCGCAGUUUACGAUGCUAA
This is a messenger RNA of Sorex fumeus (smoky shrew), 300 nucleotides long. RefSeq lists its product as uncharacterized. The transcript has a single exon. Bases 1 to 300 code for a protein of 99 amino acids. Gene Ontology annotation, cellular component: nucleosome. The record is from RefSeq and is a predicted model, not a curated record. NCBI's taxonomy places the organism in Eukaryota, Metazoa, Chordata, Mammalia, Eulipotyphla, Soricidae. Gene Ontology annotation, molecular function: DNA binding; structural constituent of chromatin; protein heterodimerization activity.